UUUGGGGGAUGUAUGUUUGUGCCCCCCCCCGCUCCAGCCCCUGUGAGACCCCCUGACACCCAGUGGUUCCUCUCAGCUGGGGGCUCUCGGGGCUGUUAAGGGUUUCCCCUGACAAAACUGGGGUCCCCUUAGGUUGGGGGGGGGGGGGGGGUGUCCCUGUCCCUCUCAGUGAGUUGUGGGGGUGGCUCCUGGUUUGGUGGGUGUCGGGGUCUCCCAGUACUGCCCAGUUCCAGAUCUGAGCACCCUUUGCUGGGCCCAGAAAUGGGGGUUCAGCUUGGAGCUGGCCAGUGAAUGUGACUAUAUCGGGGGUGCUUUCCUUCCCCCUAAAUCCUGUCCGGUUUAACUCUUUCUGGGCUGGUUGGUGAUUCCACAUGGGGUCAGCAUGAGGAUGGGGAGAAGCUGGACACAGUCACGUACCCCAUGUCGGUGUGAACCCCCGCUUUCCCCUCUGCAGCCCUGAGCCCCUUCCUGAGCUUUACCUCCCAUCCCCCAUGAUGGGAUAUCACCCCUGUCCCUUCUCCCUAGGUCCUGUCUCUGUAUGUCCCUUUUCGGGGCUCCCCAAACCCUUUGCAGUGGGCUCUGAAGCUGGUGAAUUACCUGGGUGUUGUUGGGGUGCUUAACUGGUGUUUUAGGGUUUUCAGCCUGUUUCAUAUCAACAGGCUGGUUUCUGAUUUGGAUGAGUGCCUGAUUAAUGAUCCGCUUUAAAAUGCAUCGUAAACUUAAUCUCCCAAUUGAGUAUUUUUUGAAGCAGGGAGGAGUGAUUUCUAAUGCCAGGCUGAGCCCCCAGCAUGGUAGUGAUUGCACUUGUUUGCAGUUGCCCAGUGACUUUUCAUCCGUCUCUGAGCGAUCCCGUUGGCUGUGACUUCCAGGAUCUUUCAGCUGCGAGUUCCCAGCGCAAAGAAAACGAAGGUGGCUCUAUGUCCCAGCUCCAGAGCUCCUGGGAAAUGCACCAGCAGAGCGUGGCGUAUCUUCCAGAUACAGACAUGGAGAUGAUGGCUGCUAGCACAUCGCUUCCCGACCCAGCUGGCGAGUUCGACAGGAACGUACCCCGUAUCUGUGGCGUCUGUGGGGACAGAGCCACUGGCUUUCACUUCAAUGCCAUGACCUGCGAAGGCUGCAAGGGCUUCUUCAGGAGAAGCAUGAAGAGGAAGGCCAUGUUCACCUGCCCGUUCAACGGCGACUGCAAAAUCACCAAGGACAACCGGCGGCACUGCCAGGCGUGCCGCCUGAAGCGCUGCGUGGACAUCGGCAUGAUGAAAGAGUUCAUUCUGACGGACGAGGAGGUUCAGCGGAAGCGCGAGAUGAUACUGAAGCGCAAGGAGGAGGAAGCGCUCAAGGAGAGCCUGAAGCCCAAACUCUCAGAGGAGCAGCAGAAAGUCAUCGAUGUCCUCCUUGAGGCCCAUCGCAAAACCUACGACCCCACGUACGCCGACUUCACCAAGUUUCGGCCUCCUGUGAGAAGCAACCCGAGCAACAGAGGGGCAGCAAAAUCUUCCUCCAUCCUCACCCAGGAGUUGUCUUUGGAGGACUCCACCGACCUCUUCGGCUCCGAUGCCUUCAGCACGUUUCCAGAGUCUGUGGAGCCCCAGAUGUUUUCGAACCUGGUGCUCUCUGAGGAGAAUGACGAGACCUCCUCCAUGAACAUCGAAUUCUCCCACCUCUCCAUGCUCCCGCACUUGGCCGACCUGGUCAGCUACAGCAUACAGAAGGUGAUCGGCUUUGCCAAAAUGAUCCCAGGAUUCAGGGACCUGUCAGCAGAGGACCAGAUUGUGCUGCUGAAAUCCAGCGCCAUUGAGGUGAUCAUGCUGCGCUCGAACCAGUCCUUCACCCUCGAGGACAUGACGUGGACCUGCGGCAGCAACGAGUUCAAGUACAAGAUCAGUGAUGUCACUCAAGCUGGCCACAGCAUGGACCUGCUCGAGCCACUCGUGAAAUUCCAGGUUGGCUUGAAGAAGCUGAACCUUCACGAAGAAGAGCACGUGCUCCUCAUGGCCAUCUGCAUCCUGUCCCCAGAUCGCCCAGGCGUGCAGGACACCUCGCUGGUGGAAUCCCUCCAGGAUCGCCUCUCGGAGAUCCUCCAAGCUUACAUCCGCUGCAGGCACCCUCCUCCCGGCAGCCGCCUGCUCUACGCCAAGAUGAUCCAGAAGCUGGCCGACCUACGGAGCCUGAACGAGGAGCACUCCAAGCAGUACCGCUGCCUCUCCUUCCAGCCCGAGCACAGCAUGCAGCUCACGCCGCUGGUGCUCGAGGUCUUCGGCAACGAGAUAUCCUGACUCCGGCCGUGGGGUUGAGCCCCCACCAGUAAAGGGAUAAGUCAGCCCGGCUCCCCCCAGGCAGCGAGCGGAGAGCCGUGACCCUGGGCAGGAGUUUUGUACAUACAGUUUGGUUUCACACUACUGGAAGUCUCACUUUUUCUCCUCAUCCGCCCCGGCUGAAGUUUGCUCCUGACAGACCCAGAUUCGCGCGGUUUCGCCCGACUCCGUGAGCAGCUUUUCCGCUUCCCUGCCAUCUGCGGGAGCUGACUUAUCCCUUUAUGGAUAUUUGGAGGCUGGGCUGCCUCCAAUCCACUUCUUUCCUGACCCAAAAAAAGUCAGGCUGCUUGGAAGGAGAAGCGCUGGGGUGUUCGGGGGGGGGGGGAGAUGGACUCACGGCGUUGCUGAGCCGUCGGCGCGAUCCUCCCCUCCUAAAAUCUGCGGCGCUCGCCCCCCCAUUUCAAAAAGGGAGACACGGAUUAAGUCACGCACCCCAAAACCCUGCCAGGGACUGCCGUGGGCUGUGUCAUCCCCCCACCCAGGACCAGCUCAAACCACUCCCGGGAGACUGGGAUGAGGCCAGAAGGGGAAUUUGUCCUCAGCAAUCCAAGGAAGCAGCCGGGGGAGCUGACAUUUGCGUUCCCCACACUCCGGGCUGGCUUGGGAGGCAGCAGGGUGAUUUGGGGGUGCCACCACGCUCCCUGAGCUCGACCCCUUCGCUCUCGGCAGCCCCCCGCGACCCUUUGGGGUGUCCUGUGCCGUGCUGGAAGCGGGUGCCGGGGAGGGUCGGGGGGCUCCUGAGCCCCCCCCGCGCCGUGCAGGGUGUCUGGGACCCCGCUCGCCACCGGGUGCUGCUCCUUCUAAAUAAAGUCUUGCUUGAGAACGGC
Molecule: messenger RNA, 3139 nt
Organism: Tyto alba (common barn owl)
Lineage: Eukaryota; Metazoa; Chordata; Aves; Strigiformes; Tytonidae
Gene: VDR
Product: vitamin D receptor
Exons: 10
Coding region: 789-2273 (494 amino acids)
Biological process (GO): cell differentiation; multicellular organism development; positive regulation of transcription by RNA polymerase II
Cellular component (GO): nucleus
Molecular function (GO): vitamin D response element binding; nuclear receptor activity; zinc ion binding
Source: RefSeq, a predicted model, not a curated record